UUCACUGAGGAAGGGAAACAGAGAAGGAGGAAAUCAGAAGCACGAACCUUGAGAAGUUAAUACAUAUCAGCUGUAUCCUCUGGUCCAGUAGGCAGACAGAAUGAAGGUCAUUCUGCAGUGUGCGGUGCUGAGCAUCCUCGUCGCUCUCUGUCUCUGCUAUGAUUCCCAUGAGAGUAAUGAAUCAUUUGAGGACUUUUUCAUCAAGCGACACCGAGCCAACUCCUUCAUUAACCAUCCACGAGGGAAUACGAACAUCUACAUUCCCAGGAGGAAGGUGAAGUCAGCUGUUGAACAACGCUCCGAGAUCUGCGAGGAUUUCACUCCCUGUCGCCUCUUUGCCCAUCGCUACGGUUACCAGCAGGCGUACAAUAGAUAUUUCCCCACUCGGAAUACAGCCAAUGGCAAAUACUGAGUUAACCAGGAAACAAUUCAAACAACUGUCAAUCAGUAGAUAUAUGAGCACAUCAUUCUGUACUGAUGUUGUUUCAGAUAUACUGUUAUAGCUCACAUUCAUUCCCAUGUGUAUGGCAAAUUAUACAUUAGCAUACUAACAUAAAACAGUACUUAUCAGCCUAACAGCCAAGUUU
Megalops cyprinoides (Indo-Pacific tarpon) is the source of this 587-nucleotide messenger RNA. Its product is annotated as matrix Gla protein-like. Bases 101 to 412 code for a protein of 103 amino acids. Gene Ontology annotation, cellular component: extracellular region. Lineage: Eukaryota; Metazoa; Chordata; Actinopteri; Elopiformes; Megalopidae. The transcript is spliced from 5 exons. Gene Ontology annotation, molecular function: calcium ion binding. The record is from RefSeq and is a predicted model, not a curated record.